AAUAUAGUUUUGUAGCUAUAUGUUCAAACAGUGCUUUGUGUGUAAAAUAUAAGAUGCUGCUGCAUUUUCUAAAGUUUGAGUGUAAAACUGAAGAAGAGGAAUGCGUGAGACUACUUGUAGUGGAAAAUUCUGACCUGAGAAUCACGGAUGUGCAUUGUGGUUAUUUCUGGUUUCGGGUGAUGGUACCUUGGUGAUGUGCUGAUUGUGUGUGUUGGGGUGAUUAUGGCACUGGGAGUUCCUGGGCACGCAGAGAUCUCACCCUGCUCUGCUCUGCCCCUGUGCUGCAGGCUGCCACUCGGCAGGACAUGACCUACUGGCUGCAGGAGCUGCAGCAGAAGAGGUGGGAGUACUGCAACAACCUGGACGCAGCCAAGCGGGACAGCCGGACCUCCCCCACGCCCAGCGACUUCUCCAAAGGUCUCGUUGCCAAAGACAGCCCUGAUUUGAGUAUCCUAAGUCAAAAUGCUUCAGCAGAGAGAGCUAGAAAUAUUCUAGCUGUGGAAACUUCUCCUACAGACCUGGUGGGGGAACAAGCAGCCUCCCAGCCUGCACCAGUCCAAGCAAGUGCCAUCAAUUUCUCCCUUAAGCAAUGGAGUACUGAGAUCAAAAACUCCAUGUCCUCCUUGAGAAAAGGAAGUAACGAAAAUCGCAAGAGUGUGUUUUAUACCACUGAGGAGUGGGAGCUGCUGGAUCCAACCCCAAAAGACUUGGAGGACUCAAUGGCUCUGGAAGAGAAGAGGAAACACCUGGCAGAAGGAAAUAAAGGACUGACUAGUUCAGCUUUUCCGUUUGAUUUUGGCCGCAUCCCACACAAAGCAAAGCGCCCCUUGAAGGAGAUGAUUGGAUCGAGCAAGAACCGCACCAGCAGUGACUCCUCCCCGACAGAGUGGUGCUCUGGCAGUGGCAGCAGGCUGGUCUCUGAGCUGCAGCUCAAGUAUCAAAGCCAGCAGGAAGAGCUGGAGAAGCUAAAGAAAGAUCUUAUGAGCCAAAAGGAGCUGGUUCGACUUCUGCAGCAAACAGUGCGAUCUUCCCAAUAUGAUAAAUACUUCACAAGCCACCUUUGUGAGGGGGUUCCCAAAGACACACUAGAGCUGUUGCACCAAAAAGAUAACCAGAUUUUGGGCCUCAACAAUCAGCUUGAAAAGUUGAAUCUGGAAAAAGACAGUCUCCAGCAGGAAGUCAGGAAUCUGAAGUGUAAGGUUGGAGAGGUCAAUGAACGGCUGGGAAUGCUGAUGGAAACCAUUCAAGCUAAAGAUGAAGUCAUCAUGAAACUCUCCCGUCAACUCAGCGAGUGUGAGGACAGCACAUCCUCUCACAGUGGGGCAGUGAACUCCCCCUCAGCCACCUGUACUAACAAGGAGCUACAGGAACUGGACAGACUAAAAGACAAUCUUCAGGGUUAUAAGACCCAGAAUAAAUUUUUAAAUAAGGAGAUUUUGGAACUUUCUGCUCUACGAAGAAAUGCAGAAGCCAGAGAGAGAGAAUGGCAGGCAAAGUAUACCAGCUUAGAAGCCAAACUCUGCCAGAUUGAAAGUAAAUACUUGAUCUUGCUUCAAGAAAUGAAAACUCCUGUUUGUUCUGAGGAUCAAAGUCCUGCUCGUGAGGUCAUCACACAGUUACUGGAAGAUGCCUUAAAAGUGGAACCCAGUGAACAACCAGAACAAGCAUUUUUCAAACCCCACCUAGUCAGUGAAUAUGAUAUCUAUGGCUUUCAGACCGUCCCAGAGGAUGAUGAUGAGGAGAAACUUGUAGCAAAAUCACGAGCUUUGGACUUGAGGUCCCUUUCACUCAGUGAGAAUCGGGAGAUCUCCACAGGGGUGAAAUGGGAGAACUACCUUGCAAGCACAAUGAACAGAGAGAUGAUACGCUGUGUGGAGCUGAAGAACCUCAUUCGCUCUGGAAUUCCACAUGAGCACCGUUCCAAGGUGUGGAGAUGGUGUGUCAAUCUCCACGUGAAAAAGUUCAAGGACAGUGCCAUUCCUGGCUACUUCCAAUCCUUGCUUCAGAAAGCUCUAGAAAAACCAAAUCCUGCAUCUAAGCAGAUCGAGCUGGAUCUCUUGAGGACUUUGCCAAACAACAAACAUUACUCGUCCCCAACGUCCGAAGGGAUCCAGAAGCUGCGAAAUGUCUUGCUGGCAUUUUCCUGGAGAAAUCCUGAUAUAGGAUAUUGCCAAGGGCUCAACAGGUUGGUAGCAAUUGCACUUCUAUACUUGGAGCAGGAAGAUGCUUUUUGGUGUCUAGUAGCAAUAGUGGAAGUUUUCAUGCCUCGUGACUAUUAUACUAAGACACUGCUGGGAUCCCAGGUUGAUCAGCGAGUGUUCAAGGAUUUAAUGAGUGAGAAGCUUCCACGACUGCAUGCUCAUUUUGAACAAUAUAAAGUUGAUUAUACUCUCAUCACUUUCAACUGGUUUCUUGUGGUUUUUGUGGACAGCGUGGUUAGUGACAUCCUUUUCAAAAUCUGGGACUCCUUCCUCUAUGAGGGACCAAAGGUAAUAUUCCGGUUUGCCCUGGCACUGUUCAAAUACAAAGAAGAGGAAAUCCUAAAGCUGCAGGAUUCCAUGUCUAUUUUCAAGUACCUUCGCUAUUUCACACGCACCAUCCUCGAUGCCAGGAAACUGACUGCUAUUGCUUUUGGAGACCUGAACCCUUUUCCCUUACGGCAGAUCCGGAACCGCAGGGCCUGUCACCUGGAGAAGGUGCGGCUGGAGCUGACGGAGCUGGAGGCCAUCCGCGAGGACUUCCUGCGCGAGAGGGACACCUGCGUGGCCCAGGAGAAAAGGGACCUGAUCAGUGAUGAUGAGGAGGACAGCUGAAACUGCCUCAUAGAAACUGUUCUGUGGGAUCCUGACCAAAGUGAGUUCACCUCCAAAACACCUUCCUAAUCCUGUCAAAUGGAAUGUAAGCUCCUUGCUUUUGGAAAUAUGCAGGACAGAUUUCCAAGUCCCAGCACUUUUAGAAAUACCACUUUGUAUGGAGGCCAAACGCUUCUGUUUACAUUUAUGUUCAUGGAAUCGUUUGUAGAGCACGUAAAUAUCUGUCUGUUUAGUCAGUCAGCUGAAUUGACAGCUGUUUUCCUGAAGUGCACCGUUAAUGCCUGGAUGUGGAACAAUAGUAAAAGUCCAUGCUCUGUUACAUUCAUUGCCAUUCUGAGUUUAGGGUUUUUGUGAUGUAAUCAUGUUUUUCGUAGUGCAGGCUCAAUGUGAGAGGACAUCAUAUUUCUUGGAUUCAGGUUGGCUCAACCUAGGAGUUCUUGAGGUCACUAACCAGAAAAGUAUGGGAUGAAGAUUCCUUUGUCUUUUCCUGAAGUGUCAUGCAGUGUGUCACCAAACAGAGCACUUGAAUAUAUGUACUCUAAAGUAAAGGUAAAAUAAGUACCUGGUUUUGUCACUGACUGUUGAGUGUGUAUGAAACAGUGAUAGCAGACAUAAUCUCUACUUUUCAGGGCAGCUGUCUUCAUAGUCUCAUUAAUGCAAAGGGGUUUAUAGAUCAAACUCUCUUUAAUCAAUUUUAUUUGUAUUCACUUUUUUGAUUGCAAUGGUUCAAAAAGGCCACAACCAAACUCCAGAUAUUAUGGAAGAAUGGAGCUUAUCACAGGAGUACCAUGCUUUAGGAGCCAAUUUCUUGUGUAUCUGUUGGAAGUUUGUUUUGGUUUUUUGUUUCUGUGAGGGUGUUUGUUUGGUUGGUUGGUUUUG
This is a messenger RNA of Ficedula albicollis (Collared flycatcher), 3692 nucleotides long. RefSeq names its product TBC1 domain family member 2B (gene TBC1D2B). The transcript is spliced from 12 exons. The record is from RefSeq and is a predicted model, not a curated record. NCBI's taxonomy places the organism in Eukaryota, Metazoa, Chordata, Aves, Passeriformes, Muscicapidae. Bases 306 to 2813 code for a protein of 835 amino acids.